Ornithodoros turicata is the source of this 1568-nucleotide messenger RNA. Its product is annotated as THAP domain-containing protein 5-like. The transcript is spliced from 3 exons. The coding region runs from base 116 to 1423 and encodes 435 amino acids. Lineage: Eukaryota; Metazoa; Arthropoda; Arachnida; Ixodida; Argasidae. The record is from RefSeq and is a predicted model, not a curated record.
CCGUGCACUCUAGUGUGAUCGACAGCUGCAUCGACGGCCUGCGAGAGAAAUGCCUGCGCGCAUCAUAAAACAAGCGUAGAAGGUUAAUAUAGUUUGUCUAUUAACAAAUGUGAAAAUGCCGUUGCGGUGUAUUGCAGUAGGAUGCAACAACAGUCGCCGAACGGGACACAAAAUGCAUACUUUCCCAAGGGACCCCAAACGGCGUCUCGAAUGGGCAGUGAAAGUCAGCCUUGCUGGAGAGAACGGCAAACUUUGGGUGCCGCCAAAGGAUGGGAGUUUCGGUCUCUGCGAGGCACACUUUGACGAAGACCAGUAUGAGCCGCGCAGAGAAGAUCGCAAGUUGAAGCCAUUUGCUGUACCUACAAUAUUCGCCCACAGGAAGCAGCGCAAAAAGCGAAAAGUUCCGAAGCGUGCUGAAGCGGAAAACCCAAUAAGUCAGUUACAAAAGUUAGUUCAUGCCACCAGCAAUGACCACACGUAUCUGUCAGCGAAGGAGAAUCCAGGUACAGGUACAACAGACACGGCAAAUGCCAGUGUUAUUCUCAAAGCAGCACAAGCUCGCAGUCCUCUGGAAACCACCAAAGGAAAUGUGCCUGUCGAAUGUGUGCCGAUUGUUACAGAUAAUAGUCAUGCAGUCAGUUUCACAAGGCCAGUUACAAGAAGCAGUUCCUCCACGCAGUCAUUGUGCAACACUGCUGUAGAAGUUCCGCAGCGUGAUAGCAAUUCUGGAAUUUCUGCAAAAGAUAGUCCACCAAAGCAGGCAACCAUUCUCAUGGGACCUGGAGGUACUAUACUAGUCCCCUGCAGUAGUUCUGGAAGUCUUCCGGGAGGAAGUCCCUUUGUUCUGGUCGGGUCAACCCUAAUACCUGUGAGCACAGUGCCAGGGCAAAAUCUACUUCCCGAGCCCACAGCGGCGCUCCGUCCUCCGUCCCCACAAGUGCCCCAGAUAUCGUCCAUACAAUCCCUUUCUACGGGCCAGUCUGAAGGAUACACACCCGUUCCCUCCAAAUCCCUCAGUUACGAGGACCUUGUGCAGGAAAAUCAGAAACUCAAGGCUCAGUUGAGCAGCACGCUACAACAGCUCUCGGAAUCCACCAAGCAGUUAGUCAAGGUGAAAACAUCGUUGGCAAAGCAGUCCGAGAGGAUAUCCGGGUUCCUCACUACAGACCAGGUCGAGUCCCUUGUUAAAGUCGGGGUAGACAUCAGCUGGAAGGAAGAGACAUUGAUGUACUUCCUCGAGCUCUACAGAAGCUCCGCCGACAUGUACAAAAAACUGUUGGACAAAAAGUACCCUUUCCCACCACUGUCCACACUUAAAAGUUAUUGCAAGAAGCACAGGAUAGUCGAUAACCUGCCUGCUGAACUUUUGCCGGGUCAGGACGAAGAAGAUGAUACGUCCAACCUAAAUGUUGUGUGGAUGUAAAUGAGAGAAAAAUAAUAAUGAAAUUACGGUGUAAAUAACGGCGCUUUUUGUUUAUUUUCUUUUUGCACACGUGAAUGAGCCAAAGCAGCUCAAGCAGCUUUCUGUGUACAAUGUUCAUGUUGUAAAUAAAAUGACUUGAAAAUCA